CGUCAUGUAAAAUUAUUAUGAUAGUUUUUGAGCGGUAAAGCUUCGAAAAGAAGCAUGGUGAAUUUUCACUGCAUAGCGGAGGGUUGCUCCAACGAUUCACGAAAGAAACAUAAUGCUGUAAAGUAUCCUGAUAUGAUUUUAAAUGGAUGUAUCGUCGACUUUCAUGUACUUCCUUCAGUCAUAAAGAAUCCUAAACUAAGGAAGCUCUGGUUGUCUCAGAUAAGAAGGGAAGGGUUUAAUCCCGAUCCAAAUUGUCACUGGCAUGCACUUUGCUCCCGUCAUUUUAUUGAAGGAAGACCUACGAAGGAAAAUGCAGUCCCAACCCUAUUUGCCUACAACAACUACAAAACUGGAACACCAAGAGACACCAAGAACAGUACUUUACGUCCCAUUGAACAAUUGAUAUUGACAACACAACCAGCAAACAUUGUUACAGUUUCACAACUGCCAAAAGUACCAAGACAAAAGAAUAACAUAUCAGAUAUUCCAUAUAUAUAUAUAUAUAUAUAUAAACAAAAAUGUCAAAGAUAUGAGACAGAUAAUAACCAGCUACAGAAGCAAGUUAAAUUGCUACACGUUGAACUUCAUGCUACCAAAGAGGAAAAUAAAGUUUUAAAUGAGAAGUUUAAUAAUACAGAUGAACUGCUUAAGGACAAACUUGUUGAAAAGUUGACUAAAUCAAAUAGUAAUGUUAAAUGUUUUCUUGGACUGCCAAGUAUUUCAAUGCUUUUUGGAAUUUUUAAAUUAUUAGAAGGACAUGCUUCAAAAAUGAAAUACUGGAUGGGUCCCGACUCAAGUGACGGUAAAAGAUGGCAAGUAAAUAAUAAGAAAAAACCUGGUGCUUCAAGGAAGUUAACUUUUUUUGAAGAGUUUGUUAUAACUCUUUUGAGAUUGAGGCUAGGACUAAACACAUAUGUGCUGUCUCUUUUGUUUGGUGUUUCACAGUCAACAAUUAGCAGGGUUUUCACGACUUGGAUAUCUUUAAUGGCACAAUGUUUAGGACCACUUAUUAAAUGGCCAUCUAAAGAAAAGAUUAAAAAACACAUGCCUCUAUCAUUUCGUAGAAAAUAUCCUAACACUCGUGUAAUCAUCGAUGCUACUGAAUUUUAUGUGCAGAGACCAAGAAACCCAACAGCACAGUCAAAAACGUGGUCAAAUUACAAGUCAAAGAACACUUUUAAAACGCUUGUAGGUAUAACACCAAAUGGAGCUUUUUCGUUUAUAUCUGACUUAUGGACUGGUAACAUUUCUGAUAGGAGCAUUACUGAAAGAAGUGGAUUCAUUGAUCUGAUUGAAAAGGGGGAUCAUGUAAUGGCUGACAGAGGUUUUUUAAUCAAAGACUUAUUAUUAUCAAAAGGUGCCACCUUGAAUAUGCCACCAUUUACCAGACCAUGUAAACAUGGAAAAGGACGAUGUCUUACGGCAAAGGAGAUUCAGGAAUCAAAAUCCAUAGCCUCUUUGAGAAUACAUGUAGAAAGAUCAAUCCAGAGACUUAAAUCUUAUAAAUUCUUAAGUGGUGUUAUGCCAAUAAAUUCACUUUCUGUAGCUAAUCAGGCUCUUAAGGUUGCAGGAUAUUUUUGUAACCUGAUGAAACCAUUAGUUCAAAAGUUAUAA
Molecule: messenger RNA, 1614 nt
Organism: Mytilus trossulus (common blue mussel)
Lineage: Eukaryota; Metazoa; Mollusca; Bivalvia; Mytilida; Mytilidae
Exons: 3
Coding region: 55-1614 (519 amino acids)
Source: RefSeq, a predicted model, not a curated record